AGUAGAAUAUUUAAUUUCGCCAGAUUUAAAGCGAAAUUAGACAGUAUAACACACAAAAAUUCUUAUUCGAUACUAGAGAUAUUAUAUGGUGUUUGUUUGUUUGGUUUAUAUGUUCGAAAGGAGUAAUUCAAUAAAAAAUGGGCAACGCUCAAGGUGGAGAAAAACAGCCUAAAACAGGAAAGUCUCCAGCAAAGGGCAGACAUUUCAUGAGAAGUUUAAAUAAAAGGGCCUCGGGGAGAGAGAAAAAGGGCCGUAAAAAGAGCACUGCGAAACAAGCGGCAAUAGAUAGGGAGUUUGAUAAGACUUCGGAAUCAGAUAACAAUGAAACGGUUGAGGCAUCUGAUAACGAUACGGUCGAGUGCGUGUUUAAAACAUCACGAGUGGAAGGGGGCGCGGAGUCGAGUGUUCAGUCAGAGGUAACGGUGACCAGGUGCGAGCCGAGCCCGCGGUCACCGACCCGCGACCAGUCUCCCGCCGCCGCCGCGCAAACCUCCUCACCCGCGGACCCAUCCACGUCCGAUUCAGUGUUUACAGACCCUCUGAGCCCUCUUACGCCGCUUGCCGUCGAACUUAACCAAUGCUACUACUCCGCAGAGAGUGACAGCGCGCAAGACGAUCACCAACGCACUCUCACCCCUCUUGACAUUAAUGCGCUCACACAUUUCGACUAUUCCGACAGAACAACACCGGAAAUGCCGCACGAGGAAAAUUCCUCACGUGACGUAAAAAAAGAAAACAGUGACAUAUGCGAUGACAAAAGUGUCAGGGAUGAAAGUGUUAAGGUUAUGGGUGCAUUUUCAUCGAAAUUAAAGGAUGAGCCGGUUGAUCGAAGAACGCAUGAGUGCAGCCAUGACUUCCUUGAUAACCGGCUGAAGACUUCUCCAGGACAAACGUCCUUUACAUUGUCCAGACAUCGGAAAGUUGAACUGCCUCCUGUGGGUGCAGAUUCAUCACUAUCGGUACUAGAGAGCGAGCCAGAUCGAAGACAUUCGAGUGUAAGCGAUGUCCCUUUGCCGGAGUCGAACGUGUUGAGAAAAGUGGCAUCUUUGACAUUGGAAAAGCAUUCAGAAAUCAAAGUUGUUCGUCCCAAGUAUGUUCCCGAGAAACUAGAUUUCCAACUGUAUGAAAAGUUCGAAGGACAGAUGCUUCUAAAUUGGUUUAUGUCAUCGGCCGAAGCAAACAUAACAAAAAACAUAUCAAACAGCCAAGAUCUCCGAACUCUUGGUAUACAGUAUUGCACUCAUUUGUUAGCAGCUGGUGUGUUAUGUCAAAUAUCGGAUAAAGAUGCACCCGCAGAAAAAAUAUUCAAGCCUAAUUUAAUGUACUACUGGGCACAUAUGGAGCCACCAGUCUCACAACCACAUACACCAGGACGUCUGCACACAAUAUCAUGGCCACCUCAAAUGGAGUCAUUUUCUGAAAAAAAUAAUUUAAGUACUCAGCCUCUCCCACAAAAUAAUUUUGAAGAUAUAAGGGAUAUUUCUGAAGCUAGACAAGUUAUUGCGGAUUUAAUAAGAAAACUGCAGGAAUUAGAAUAUAAAUUAGAACAUUCUAAGGAACACUCCAUAGGCAUAUUAAAUUUGAAAAAUGUGUAUUCAAAUAACUUCUUUAAAGAUAGACAGAAAAUAGAGAUGAUUAGUCGAGAAAUUCAAACAAUUAACAUAAACAAUGAUGAUGGUAGGUUGGCUGGAAAAACUGUGAUAUCACCAUCUAAACCUGAAUCUUUAAUAAGAACAAGUGUAAAUAAUGAUUGUAGUAUAGCAGUAAGUAAAUUGGAUCAAGAUAAAUGUUAUGAUGUUUUAGGAGACCCUGAACAAAGAUCUGUUAAAAUAGAAAAUUAUUGUAAGUUAAAUAAGAGCCGAGAAUGCAAUUUAAUACUUAAAAAUGACGAUUAUUCAGAAAAGCGAAGUAGUAGUGAUAUAGUAAAUAAAUUAGAAAAGCAGCAGAUUAAUAAAACACAAAAAAUAAAUCGACUAUCAAGUAAUAAUUUAAAUUUAAAUGUGUCACAUGACAGUUCUUCAGAUGCUUCAUAUGUCAGUACUACUGGUGAUGUUACUCUAAAUCAAACUAUUUUAAGUGAAGAGAAGAGGCUGUUCAGAUCUCUUAGUCCUCCCCCAAUGCAAGUUUUAUAUGCAAAACAAGAUUUGCAUCAAGAUAUUGCAUCAGAAUUAUCAUCAUUAGAUUUUACACAAUCAGAACAGAGCUGGAAAUCAAUUGAAGCAGAAAAAAGUGACAUGUCUCUUUCAGGAAACAUGACAGAGUUACAAAAGUCUCAAACAAAUAAUUCAUCUGCUUUAGAUAUAAAACAUAUUCCAAAAUCCUUAUCAGAAAGUGAUAAGAGGUCAGAAAAAGCUACAUCAGUUUUAUCAACAUCAUCUAUAACUACAGACGCCUCACAACCUUUAGCAGAAAAUAUGUUGGAGCAACAACCUCCACCUCUCCCAGGAAUGUCACCUUCACCACCACCUACUCCAGGGACAAAAUCCACUACUACAUCCAUUUCUGUCAAUGAAUCUGGUCCUCCUGUUCCUCCUUUACCUGAUAUAUCUACAUUAAAUGCCCUAACACCCCCAUCACCUCCACCACCCCCAACAUCCUAUGUCCUGUCUCUAUCACAAGUUAAUGAUAAAACUGUAACUCCAUCCCGUACACCUAUGGAGGCUCCUGCAUUAUCCAGGGCCGAUUUAGAUGUACGAGAAGCCUCACAAAAACGUAUUAAUUCCCCACCACCCCUUCAUAUUUCAAUACCAUCUAUGGCUUCGCCAACCAAAAAGAUGUUAGAAUUGGCUCCUUUACCUCCACAAAAUCGUGAUCAGCCGCCUAUGCCCGGUAUGGGGCCAAUGCCCUGUAUGGGUCCCCCGCCACCGCCACCGCCAGGUAUGGGUCCCCCGCCGCCGCCAAUGCCCGGUAUGGGUCCCUCGCCACCGCCAAUUCCCGGUAUGGGUCCCCCACCGCCGCCAAUGCCCGGUAUGGGUCCCCCACCCCCGCCAAUGCCCGGUUUGGGGCCCCCGCCUCCGCCAAUGUCCGGUAUGGGUCCCCCGCCACCGCCAAUGCCCGGUAUGGGGCCCCCGCCACCGCCAAUGCCCGGUAUGGGUCCCCCACCGCCGCCAAUGCCCGGUAUGGGUCCACCUCCCCCGCCAAUGCCCGGUAUGGGUCCCCCGCCACCGCCAAUGCCCGGAAUGGGUCCACCUCCCCCGCCAAUGCCCGGUAUGGGUCCACCUCCCCCGCCAAUGCCCGGUAUGGGUCCCCCGCCACCGCCAAUGCCCGGAAUGGGUCCACCUCCCCCGCCAAUGCCCGGUAUGGGUCCACCUCCCCCACCAUUACCAGGAAUUGGUCUGUCAGUAACACCUCAUGUCGGACCUCCACCCCCUCCUAUACCAGGUUUUGGUCCUCCGUCUCCUCUCAUGACUGAAAUGGGCCCUCCUCCGCCCCCAGGCGUUCCACCGCCACCUACGGGACCUGCCCCCUUUCCGACACCCCCCGUUGGUGGUUGGAGUAUGCAAAGAUCCACUCUGAGAAAACCUCCCAUCAAGCCAGCAGCACCCAUGAAGCCUCUAUAUUGGACACGAAUUUUGGCAAAUAACGCACAAAAUGGUCAAGGCGAAAUUGAUUCUGGAUUCAAGCCAUUAUGGCUGGAAAUUGACGAAACAAAAUUGGACAACAUCGAUGAAUUCAUGGAUCUCUUUUCUAGACAAGUCGUCAAAGCCCCAGUAAAGAAGAAAGUAGAAGUCAAAACAAAAAUACAGCCAGUAAAAAUAUUAGACAGUAGGCGGUCACAAAAUGUUGGUAUAUUCGUACAAAGUUCACACUUAGAGUUUUCCGAGAUUGAAAACGCCAUAUACAAUUUUGAUACGUCGGUUGUGAGUUUAGAAGUUUUGCAACAGAUGUAUGAGUUGCGUGCAACGAGUGAAGAGUUAGAAAUGAUAAAAGAACAUUUGAAAAACAAACCUGAAAUACCGUUGGAUAAGCCCGAAGCGUUUUUACAUGACCUCUCGGGAAUACCAAACUUUGCAGAACGGAUAUCAUGUUUUAUGUUCCAAGCGGAGUUCGAGGAUGCUGUUAACACAACUAUGCAUAAAUUAGAUAAUUUGAAACAUACAUGUGAGUUCCUAAUAAAUAAUGAAUCUCUAAAGCAGCUAUUUGCCAUAAUUUUAACUCUUGGGAAUUAUAUGAAUGGAGGAAAUGGUCAGAGAGGGCAGGCUGAUGGUUUUGGCCUAGAAAUCUUAGCUAAAUUAAAGGAUGUGAAGUCAAAGCAAUCAACAGUAACGCUGCUGCACUUUAUAGUGAAGACGUACAUGCGUCAACGCGGGGGCGCACUGUCUACAGAAUGCACGCUGCCUGUGCCCGAGCCGGGUGACGUACAGCGAGCGGCUGCUAUCGACUUUGCAGAUGUUGCUGCUAGCCUUAUUUCACUGCGGAAGCAACUUGAAGGUUGUAAAGAAAAAAUGAGAAAGGUCAUAGAUGCCUAUGAGAGGAAUCCAGCUGAUAAGGCAAAUGAGAACAAACGAAUAGAAGUUUUCAAAGAUAAAAUGACCACAUUUAUUGAUGCAGCCGAGGAAAAAUUAAAGACUGAAGAUGAGAACUUGUCUGAGUGUAAAAAUAAGUUUAUAUCCACUGUGAAAUUUUACCAGUACAAGCCUAGGUGCGGCAGUGUUGAUGAUUGUGAACCUAAAGAGUUUUUUUCAUUAUGGACUUCAUUUUGCAGUGACUUUAAAGACAUUUUCAAAAAAGAGGAGCAGCUGGCAAUUAAGGAAAAGUUAAAAGAAACAAAAAAAAUGCAUGAAGUAAGAAAGGCUCAAACUGUGACACAACCGAAAAAAGAAGGUGGCCUAAAGGCACGGCUUCAAAAGAUGUCCAGUGUCAGAAAAUGACUAAAUUAUUAUACUCUACUAGUGAAACUAUACUGUACCAGUAGCUUUUCUAUUUAAUCAAGAAAGGGUGCUAACUAACUCAAUUUUUAUUUAGAAGCAUUAAUUUAUUAAGUUAAACUAAAUUACUCAGUGACUAAUUAUUUUUAAGUGGUUCUUUACAAUGAAUUAAUUGUAUAGGUAUGAGUGUUCUUUGCAUGUUCAAAAAAAUUUUGUAACCAUUUAUAAUAAACAAUGGUAGAGUCAAAUGUAUGUGAAUUGUUCAUUUUUUAUAUUGAUAUUGUAAUAGGUGGUGUGAUGUGAAAUACCAGCAUUUAUAAGCAAAGGCAUAGAUCAAUAUAUGUAUAUUAGAUAAAUUGUAUAUUAAUUAUUUAUUAAAGUUAAAAUUAUGAUCUGAUAUUUAAAAUUAAAUACGCCGUAUUUAAAGUUUAAAAUUAUUUAUUGGAUUUGAAUUAAUUAAAUUAUUAACGAAAAUAUAUGGAACCUAAUUUUCUUCUCACUUAAGUUGUGGCUGUCAAGACAUAAUAUUAUACAUUGAUAUUAAACUGGAUUUAUUUAGAUUAAAUAAAAGACAACAUGAUAAUAAUUAGUUUAUAAAUAUAGCCUAUGUAUUCUUGAAAAAUGUACCUGAUAAUAUCUUAUUAUCUUUAAAGCAUGUUUUAUUUAUUAAUGGUGCUUGAUAAAACUGACAAUUGCAAGGGAGGGUUGGUGAAUAAAAUGUUUCAAAUGUUAAAAA
Pieris rapae (cabbage white) is the source of this 5604-nucleotide messenger RNA. RefSeq names its product formin-2 (gene capu). Gene Ontology annotation, biological process: cortical actin cytoskeleton organization; actin filament network formation. The coding region runs from base 138 to 4871 and encodes 1577 amino acids. Gene Ontology annotation, cellular component: cytoskeleton; cytoplasm. The record is from RefSeq and is a predicted model, not a curated record. Lineage: Eukaryota; Metazoa; Arthropoda; Insecta; Lepidoptera; Pieridae. The transcript is spliced from 10 exons. Gene Ontology annotation, molecular function: actin filament binding; microtubule binding.